AUGCCUGAGGUCUGUUUGAAUAUCUCCCCGAUAGAAUCCAUCUCUCUUUCCCUCGGCCUUCCUCUCCGUCUUCCUCUACACGAAUACCUACGGCAUUCGGCGGCGGUUCUCUUGGAUGCAGCUUGGGCGAACGCUGAGCUGGGCUAUCGAGUUCCGACAUGGGAGAUUGUGCGGAUGCUCUUGGAUAACACCAACGCCCCGUCCCCAGGGUUGGAAAUGCGACGAUUCCUGCUAUGCAUGAGGAAGACCGGACCAGACUGGAUCAGUUGA
Penicillium samsonianum is the source of this 270-nucleotide messenger RNA. RefSeq lists its product as uncharacterized. The coding region runs from base 1 to 270 and encodes 89 amino acids. The record is from RefSeq and is a predicted model, not a curated record. Lineage: Eukaryota; Fungi; Ascomycota; Eurotiomycetes; Eurotiales; Aspergillaceae. The transcript has a single exon.